Salvelinus fontinalis (brook trout) is the source of this 4973-nucleotide messenger RNA. Its product is annotated as glucagon receptor-like. Gene Ontology annotation, biological process: cell surface receptor signaling pathway; adenylate cyclase-activating G protein-coupled receptor signaling pathway. Gene Ontology annotation, molecular function: gastric inhibitory peptide receptor activity; glucagon receptor activity; peptide hormone binding. Gene Ontology annotation, cellular component: plasma membrane. The transcript is spliced from 13 exons. The coding region runs from base 150 to 1733 and encodes 527 amino acids. The record is from RefSeq and is a predicted model, not a curated record. Lineage: Eukaryota; Metazoa; Chordata; Actinopteri; Salmoniformes; Salmonidae.
UGUGUGUGUGUGUGUGUGUGUGUGUGUGUGUGUGUUUGUGUGUGCACGUGCGCAUGUGUGUGUGUGUGUUUUUGUAGCCUGUAGGGUAGACCAGGCUGAGCCCCCUGAUGAGUUGAGUCUCCUCUCCUCUCCCAGCGUAGCCAGGUGGGAUGUCCCAGAUGUGUGUCCUCUUAUCUCUGCUCACCCUCUCUGGUUACACCCAGGUCUCCUCGACUAAAUCUCUGAAACUCCUGAUGGAACAAUGGACGAGCUACAAGAACCAGUGUUCUCAGAGCAUCGUCGCCACGCCUCCCGCCACAGGACUGGUGUGUAACAGGACGUUUGACCAGUAUGCCUGCUGGCCCGAUGGACUUCCUGGAACAACAGUCAAUGUUUCCUGUCCAUGGUACCUGCCCUGGUACCGCAAAGUCCAGCAGGGUGUGGUGUAUAGAGUGUGCAGUGGGGACGGACGCUGGGCCCCAAAGAACACCAGUGAGUGUGAGCAGGACGACCCAGGACAGCACUAUGGUAGCAUCCUCAGUAAGUUCCGGGCCAUGUACACAGUGGGCUACUCCCUCUCCCUCGGAGCCCUGGUAUUGGCUCUGGGCAUCCUGGUCUCAUUCAGGAAGCUCCACUGUAUGAGGAACAACAUCCAUAUGAAUCUGUUUUCCUCCUUCAUCCUGCGUGCUGUCUCCAUCCUGAUUAAAGAUGUCCUGCUAGACUCCCUGUCUGUCCCCCUGGCCCCCGGGGCUGACACCCACCAUCAGACGGUUGCCGGGUGCCGUAUCGCCAUGGUGAUGAUGCAGUACAGCGUCAUCGCCAACAACUAUUGGCUGCUGGUGGAAGGCAUCUACCUGCACAGCCUCCUGGUCAUCACCGUGUUCACUGAGAGAAACUACUUCUGUAUCUACCUGUUUAUCGGCUGGGGUGCUCCUCUGAUAUUCGUGUUGCCGUGGGUGAUAGUCAAAUACCUGUACGAGAAUGAAGAGUGCUGGGAGAGGAACAUCAACAUGGGUUACUGGUGGAUUAUACGUUCUCCCAUCCUGUUAGCUUACCUGAUGAAUUUCUUUAUCUUCAUCCGGAUUAUAAAGAUCCUGAUGUCGAAGCUCAAGGCCCAUCAGAUGAGAUACACAGAUUACAAAUUCAGGCUGGCUAAAUCCACUCUGACCCUCAUCCCUCUGCUGGGUAUUCACGCCAUCCUCUUCACCUUAGUCAUCGAUGAGUCCGUCCCCAAAGGUUCCAAGAUGCGUCUCAUCCGCCUCUUCUAUGACCUCCUCUUCAACUCCUUCCAGGGCCUACUGGUGGCCAUCUUGUAUUGUUUCGUCAACAAAGAGGUCCAGUCUGAGAUGUUGAAAAAGUGGAAGAGAUGGAAGCUGGGUAAAGACAUCGAGGAAGAGUACCGUCAUACAUACAGCCACACGCCUCACGUCAAGAGCGGCAGCAUCGUCACCGGCAACCUGGCCGGUGUCCAAGACAACGGCAGCAACCCUAAAGACUCACAGUUAACCCCCAACCCCGACUACGACCCAGAUCCUAUCCCUGCCUCAACCUCCAUCACCCCCAAUGAGAGCAGUAGACUGGUGGGGUCCUGCCACAACAGGACGGAUAAAGCAAAGACUCCAUCCUGCCUGCAGUGUCCCUCCACACCACACGGUGGCACUAACAACUGCAGCACUCUGAUGGAGGACGUUUGUCUGGUGGAGAGGGCGCAGAGUUAUACACGCCCAGAGGAGGGAGCCGAAAGCAACUUCUGACCAACGGGGGAAGACCAUCCCCGGCCUAUGGAUUGAUUGGUUGAUUGGUUGACUGCAGGUCCAGAUCCUAUGGAUUGAUUGGUUGAUUGAUAGAUACAUUGCUAAAGUGUUCUGGUGUAGAAAGAGACAACACACCUACUGGAGGGGACCGUUAUUGCACUGCAGGUCCAGAUCCUAUGGAUUGAUCGGUUGGUUGAUUGAUUGGUUGACUGCAGGUACAGAAGGCUCGAUAGUCUGAAAAUAUGAACGAUUUUACUGUUUCUUUCUCUGUGACCAUAUUUUGACCACACGGGAUGGACCACGUUCCCCACUGUGUUCAGGACCUCAAGGAAAUCUCUUCGUUGACCACGAACAUCACGGUUGACGAGAACUACUGCUAAAGGAAAACUAGCAGGCCUGCUAGCUGUGUCCAUGUGUACGACCGCCAACCAAACGCUACCCUCGCUCAACAACUCCCUGGCUGUGAUCCGAUUCUCCUCCCUUUUCUGGAAGUGUGCACUAGCACCCCCGUCAAUCAUUUAAAGCAUAGGAUUGGUGUAGGUUCACAUUGGCUGGAGGUAUUUACCCACCGUUUUCAAAUUCAUGUGAGAAAGUGUGUAAGUCCACACCGUGUGUCCCUGUUCUCUACUGCUACGGAGGCCCAAAUGGAUCCCUAUUCCCUAUCUAGUGCACUACUUUAGACCGAAACCCUAUUCCCUAUAUAGUGCACUACUUUAGACCGGAGCCCUAUUCCCUAUAUAGUGCACUACUUUUGACCAGAGCCAUAUUCCCUAUAUAGUGCACUACUUUUGACCAGAGCCCUAUUCCCUAUAUAGUGCACUACUUUUGACCAGAGCCCUAUUCCCUAUAUAGUGCACUACUUUUGACCAGAGCCCUAUUCCCUAAUAGUGCACUACUUUUGACCAGAGCCCUAUUCCCUAUAUAGUCCACUACUUUAGACCAGAGCCCUGUAUAAUGCAUAGAGUGCCAUUUGAAAGAUCAGCUCUGUGGUUCUGUAUGACCCUCAGCAGCCACCGUACUUCACUGUUGGCCAGCACAGUUUAGUUUAGUUCAGCACGUUCCUACCCAAACAACCAUGGAGACGUCUUGUUGAUAACAUCUUGCAUAACUUAACCAUUUAUAUUAUAGAUCUAAUCCGUGUCAAAAUAAGUGACAUUUACACAGAUUUACACACACACACCACACACACACACACCACACACACACACACACACACACACACACACACACACACACACACACACACACACACACACACACACACACACACACACACACACACACACACACACACACACAGACACACACACACACACACACACGUUCCUCCCAGAGCGUUCUAUCUCGGCCCUCUCAGGACAGGACUAGAUCAGAACACCCCAGAGAACAGACUCAGCUGUGGAAAAACAGGACAUUCUAGAAUGUUGCCAGGUCUGUCUGGCAUUCUGACAGACAUUUCUGGAACCCCCAAGGAUUAUGGGACUGUGGAGGACUGGACCUCUCACGGUCUCUCUGAGAGGAUUAUGGGUAGUUUGUUUGGGUACAAUUUUUUUUGGAGUGAAUAUUGAGUUUCACCAUGAACUGUUGGCCCCAUUUGAGUGGACAGACAGAGAAACAGACAGAGAAACAGACAGAGAAACAGACAGAGAAACAGACAGAGAAACAGACAGAGAAACAGACAGACUGUAUAAAAUGUAAGUUAUUCAGGUUCUAAAAGGACAGCCAACCCAUCGCCCACCAAUCAGACACAAGGAUGCAUCAUACCAGCUCUUACCUCCAGGGGGACUAUAAGAGAUGGGGUAUCCCCCUCCCCCCUCCAUGCACCCCUCCCCCCUUUGCCCUCUUCCUCUUUUCGUUGACCCGACAUAUUCUGUCAGAAUGUCUGUAUGGCUGUGGACUAAUGGAGACAUUACAACGUCUGUAUGGUUGUGGACAGGCGCUGUGGACUAAUGGAGACAUUACAACGUCUGUAUGGUUGUGGACUAAUGGAGACAUUACAAUGUCUGUAUGGUUGUGGACAGGCGCUGUGGACUAAUGGAGACAUUACAACGUCUGUAUGGCUGUGGACAGGCGCUGUGGACUAAUGGAGACAUUACAAUGUCUGUAUGGCUGUGGACAGGCGCUGUGGACUAAUGGAGACACUACAACGUCUGUAUGGUUGUGGACAGGCGCUGUGGACUAAUGGAGACAUUACAACGUCUGUAUGGUUGUGGACAGGCGCUGUGGACUAAUGGAGACAUUACAACGUCUGUUCAUAUAGAUGGUGAAGAUACAAGGCUUUCUGUUUCUGUGGAUGUUUUGUUCUGUGACCUCACCGUGCAGGAAAACCUCUAGGUCGUAGGUCCUGGAGAAACUCCUGUGCUUGUGAUCUAUCCCAGCGUUACUCAGACUAAUCAGAGCUUGAUGAUGCACAAGGUUAAUACCCAAUAGGAGCGAGUUUGGGAGACGCUGAUCUGUCCUCACUCAACCCACGCACAGUGUGUGAAGUCGAGGGCGUCGUCAUCAUGAGUAGGGCCCAGAGGAUUUCCUGACUACGUUAACUAACCAGGAACGAACUCUGCAAUCCCAUUGUUAUUAACUAACACCAGCUAAAGGCCUGGGCCUGUAUUCACAAAGCAUCUCCUGAGUGGCGCAGUGCCAGACAUCACUACAGACACCCUGGUUUGAAUCCAGGCUGUAUCACAACUGGCUGUGAUUGGGAGUCCCAUAGGGUGGCACACAAUUGGCUCAGCGUUGUCCGGGUUUGGCCGGGGUAGGCUGUAUUUGUAAAUAAGAAUUUGUUCUUAACUGACUUGCCUAGUUAAAUAAAGGUUAAAUAAAGGUUUCAUUUCAGAGUAUAAAUGCUGAUCUGGGAUCAGGUCCUCCCUGUCCAUGUAAUCUGAAUGCCGAUCUAGGAUCAGGUCCUGCCUGUCCAUGUAAUCUGAAUGCUGAUCUAGGAUCAGGUCCUCCCUGUCCAUGUAAUCUUAUUUGUUAUGUUCUGAAAGGCAAACCUGAUUCUAGAUCAGCACUCCUGCUCCUAUUCUUAGACGUAUUGUGAAUACGGGCCCUGGAUUGGUUCCUGUGGGCAAGGUGAACUCCUGUCUCUAGCCUACUCAUGACGUGACGUCUCCAUGAUGUGUAGAAUGUACAUACCAAGUUCUUAAACAGAGAAGAAGAGGAAUGAAAUAUGUUGUUUUGUGUUCCGUUAGAAGUCGACAUGAUUCGAAAGAUUGUAAUGAUUAAAAGAGAUGACCAACUGAC